CGCAGGCGGGCGCCCCAGGAGCCCACGUCCCUUUCCGCCUGCAGCUUGUACGCCGGGCUCCCCUUCCCGAAGACUUUCGACCGGCCGGCCGUUUAGCCAGGCUCGCGCAGGGCGCUGACCUACUUUGCCUGGGUCUUGGCUCUUGCGGGGGGAGGAGGAUGUCCUGGAAAUGUUUAAUUCCCCCCGCAUCGCAAUCUGCCUCCAAUCUGAGCUCCACAACUCUUCGCCUACGUGCAAGAAAGAUUUCUAAAUGCGCCUGAACGCGAGGCGGCUGGAAUGAUCUCAAAGGAGAAUGAUUAAAGCAAAAAAAAAAUAUCGAGGCGGGAGCCACAUGGCAGGUGCUGCAUGGAAGCUCCUGCAAACACUUUGUGAGGGAGACGAUGCUAAAAACAGCACCAGGCGGGCGGAGCAUCUGCAAAGUGCCGGAGGAGCAGCGCGCCGCGCCGCCUGCAACUGGGGUUCGAAUGAAGGUCACAGCCUGGCUGGUUAGAGCCGUUUUACCUGAGAUGAGAUGCUUGAAGGUUGGCAGUGGUCCUUCCCCGCCCAUUCAGCCUCCAGCUGUUCCAAAGCCUGUCCAAUCCACCAUUCCUGUUCCAGGCAGAGGAAAAAUAGCAAAAUUCCUCAAUCCAGAAGAGAUGACAUCAAGGGAUUAUUACUUUGAUUCAUAUGCCCACUUUGGAAUUCAUGAGGAAAUGUUGAAGGAUGAGGUGCGCACAUUAACGUACAGGAACUCCAUGUAUCAUAAUAAACAUGUUUUUAAGGAUAAGAUUGUAUUGGAUGUUGGAAGUGGCACAGGGAUCCUUUCAAUGUUUGCAGCAAAGGCAGGAGCCAAGAAAGUUUAUGGGAUUGAAUGUUCCAGUAUAUCUGACUACUCGGAAAAAAUUGUCAAGGCAAAUCACUUGGACCACAUAAUCACAAUAUUUAAGGGUAAAGUAGAAGAAGUUGAAUUGCCUGUGGACAAAGUAGACAUCAUCGUCAGUGAAUGGAUGGGUUACUCACUUUUCUAUGAGUCCAUGCUUAACACUGUCAUCUUCGCUAGAGACAAGUGGCUGAAACCUGGGGGGCUUAUGUUUCCAGACCGGGCUGCAUUGUAUGUGGUAGCAAUUGAAGAUAGGCAGUACAAAGACUUCAAAAUCCACUGGUGGGAGAAUGUAUAUGGCUUUGAUAUGACCUGUAUCAGGGAUGUUGCCAUGAAGGAACCCUUGGUGGACAUUGUAGACCCAAAGCAGGUGGUGACCAAUGCCUGUUUAAUAAAGGAAGUGGAUAUUUAUACAGUGAAGACUGAGGACCUGGUGUUUACCUCUGCCUUUUGCCUCCAAAUUCAGCGCAAUGACUACAUUCACGCCUUGGUUACUUACUUUAAUAUAGAAUUUACAAAGUGCCACAAGAAAAUAGGGUUUUCUACAGCACCAGAUGCCCCUUACACCCACUGGAAGCAAACCGUCUUCUACCUGGAAGACUACCUAACUGUAAGAAGGGGUGAAGAACUCUAUGGAAGCAUAUCCAUAAAGCCAAAUGAAAAAAAUGUGCGGCGUAUCUGUUUGACAGGAGGCAGAGGAUAUGGGUGCAAAAUUUAUACCUUGGGGACUCAAACAAGGAGCAGUGAGAUAUCCUCAACUUCACUGGACUCACAAAUACAACUUCCUACAGAGUACAAACACCGAAGCCAUAAAACUGAUUUUCUCAAAGGAGCUGUAGUAAAGUAUUGCUCCAAACCAAAUGCCAUUUUAUAUAAAGGGCAGCAAAUAGGAUAACAAUUAUUACAUUUAUCUGAUUGAAUAAAUGUCUUAUCAUUUAGAAUAAACAUUUAUUCCUUCUUUGAAAAACUGUUUAACUUUGGUAGAAGAGAAAGUGGAUUAACUUCCAUAUUAAUCCCAUAAGCAUUCAGGGUGCUUCAAACAGAGUUUACCCAAGAGUUAGGGGCUGAAGUCUGGAGUUGUUUUCGAAAGUGUUGGGGAGCAGGGGGAGCAGGCGAGAACCAUUCACACAUACCAACUUCAGCCAGUGCAAAGCAAGUAUAACAUGAGCAAAGGUUUGUAUAGAAAGCAAUCCUGUUUCUGCCUUUAAAAAAGGUGCAGAGGUGCCUUGAGGGACAGCUAAUAGGAAUUCCAUGAAAGAAUUCUGCACCAUCUCCAGAACAGAAACAUUAGUCUACCCCAAUACUUCUGUACCUUAUGUUAGUUGUGAGAUAAUAUUUGUUUGAUGGUGUAUCUUAGUAUGUACUGUUCAUUGUGUGAUUUGCUCAGCUGCUUUUAUAUUAAGUUACGUUCCCACGCUAUGUUAUUUAUAGAUCAUGGGGGUGUAAAUAUUUUCAUAACUCUGCAUAAAUUGUUCCUGCUAAGUACUUUAAGGAUGGAAGUGGGGGAGCACAAGCUGAGUCAUAUGCUGAAGACCCCCAGAUAUGUUUCCCUGUAUUCAGAAAAGGGCUAGGGUUUUGUUUUUUGUCUUUUUUUAUUGGCUAAGCCACCUACUGAAUUUCAGAAAGGAGGAAGCUUUGAAGCAGAACGUUCCAAGUGCUAAGAUAUACCGGUAGUCCUAUGCCACAAAAAAAUUAUUCUUAAUCUGCA
Podarcis raffonei (Aeolian wall lizard) is the source of this 2567-nucleotide messenger RNA. RefSeq names its product protein arginine N-methyltransferase 8. Bases 381 to 1754 code for a protein of 457 amino acids. Gene Ontology annotation, molecular function: protein-arginine N-methyltransferase activity. The record is from RefSeq and is a predicted model, not a curated record. Lineage: Eukaryota; Metazoa; Chordata; Lepidosauria; Squamata; Lacertidae. Gene Ontology annotation, biological process: peptidyl-arginine methylation. The transcript is spliced from 10 exons. Gene Ontology annotation, cellular component: plasma membrane.